AAGCGACCAUGGGGUGCAUUAAAAGCAAAGAAGAUAAAGGUCCAGCCAUGAAAUACAGGACUGAUAACACUCCAGAACCUAUUAGUUCCCACGUCAGCCAUUACGGGUCAGACUCCAGCCAAGCAACACAGUCACCGGCAAUAAAGGGAUCAGCAGUUAAUUUUAACAGUCAUUCUAUGACUCCUUUUGGAGGGCCCUCAGGAAUGACACCCUUUGGAGGAGCAUCGUCUUCAUUUUCAGCUGUGCCAAGUCCAUAUCCUAGUACUUUAACAGGUGGUGUUACUGUAUUUGUGGCCUUAUAUGAUUAUGAAGCUAGAACUACAGAUGACCUUUCAUUUAAGAAAGGUGAACGGUUCCAGAUAAUAAACAACACGGAAGGCGAUUGGUGGGAAGCAAGAUCCAUUGCUACAGGAAAAACAGGCUACAUCCCAAGCAAUUAUGUAGCUCCUGCAGACUCCAUUCAAGCGGAAGAGUGGUAUUUUGGUAAAAUGGGCAGGAAGGAUGCAGAAAGACUACUUUUAAAUCCUGGGAACCAGCGUGGUAUUUUCUUAGUAAGAGAGAGCGAAACCACUAAAGGUGCUUACUCCCUUUCCAUACGUGACUGGGAUGAGGUCAGAGGUGAUAAUGUGAAACACUACAAAAUCAGAAAACUUGACAAUGGUGGAUACUAUAUCACAACCAGAGCACAAUUUGAAUCUAUUGUGUCUUUUACAGGCAGCUUACUAGACUUCCUGAAAGAAGGAGAAGGGAAGUUCUUAAAACUCCCACAGCUGGUGGACAUGGCUGCUCAGAUUGCUGAUGGCAUGGCUUACAUUGAAAGAAUGAACUACAUCCACAGGGAUCUCCGGGCAGCCAACAUUCUUGUAGGAGACAAUCUUGUGUGUAAAAUAGCAGACUUUGGUCUAGCAAGGUUAAUAGAGGACAAUGAGUACACUGCGAGGCAAGGAGCUAAAUUUCCAAUUAAAUGGACUGCUCCAGAAGCAGCAUUGUAUGGUCGGUUUACAAUCAAGUCAGAUGUGUGGUCGUUUGGAAUUUUACUGACGGAGCUGGUAACAAAGGGGAGAGUGCCAUAUCCAGGAAUGGUGAAUCGGGAAGUUCUGGAACAAGUGGAACGUGGAUAUAGGAUGCCUUGCCCACAGGGCUGCCCAGAAUCUCUCCAUGAGUUAAUGAAACUAUGUUGGAAGAAGGACCCUGAUGAGAGACCAACAUUUGAAUAUAUACAGUCUUUCCUGGAGGACUACUUUACUGCUACAGAACCACAGUACCAGCCUGGGGACAAUUUAUAAGCCAACAGUCUAUAUAACAUGCACAGAUCUGCCAAAUGUAAAAGACUUGCAAAGAAUUCCUGACAUCUGUAAGGAAUCAAAGGAAAGAAAAUCUUCGCUACUUUGCAUGCUCUUAAUGGCAAACUGGAAUUUCAUAAUACAGUUGCACAAAACCACUUUUCAAGUGUUAUAAUCUAAUUUACCAAUGACAUGUCUUUAUUUCCUAUUUCCCAAUUUAUUUCAGGGUCCAAAGGAAGCUUACUGAAAAUGUGAGGUAGUAAAAUGAGUGUUGGUGUGAACGGUAGCAGAAAAAAAAAUGUUUCAUAUCCUUUAUUUGUCUAAUCAUCUUCUGAAAGAGGGAAUUGUCUGGAAGUGAUCUUGAGGGAGGACGUUUUUAAAGCAAAAGAACUUUGUGGGACCAAACAAUUCCAUUCCAGUUCUAUAAAACUUCUAUGUCCAAAAUUAUGUCCCCCCAAAUAUGGUACAACCAUAUUUGAUGCAUAGUCUUGAUCUUUAAGCUUCCUCUUGCAUGGUCUGAAUUAGGGUAGGCAAGUUAAAAGAGAAAUUGGAAUGGUGAGUGACGAAGUUGAUCUGAAUGGUACACCUCAAUAGCGAAAUUAGAGAGCAUAACGCACUGUGUUAAUACUUGUAUUAAUAUAACUGGAAAGUAGCAUGAGAGAUUUUUCUUUUUUUCUUUCUACGUAGCUAAUUAAGAAUAAUGAAGGUAACUAGAAAAUGAGGUAAUAUUUUAUAAAAUUAUGUGAUAAAGUAUGGUGAUAUUUGAACUUGAAACUAUGUGAUACAAUCGGGGGAGGAAAUCCUUUAAAAAUUGUAAGUUCCAAUCCUACAGUGAGCUCUUAAGUGGGAAGACUACCUGAACAAAGCUCACCUUGAGAGCUAGGCUGGAGUUGGUAAAUGGACGCUUCUUAGUCCUUUUGCAGAGACAGAUUUGGUACUGUUGUAUGUGGCUCGUAUGUGUUAGUAAGGGUGGGUGCCACAAACAUUAGUUGUCACUAGUUCAGGGAUUUGAUUGCACUUUUGCUUUUCUUGACUAUUAAGACACCCUAAACACAGUUGCUCUUCCCUCUUAUGCCCUUCUUACAGAAUUAUUUAACUAAAAAUAAACAAAAGAAAAUGUGAAAACUUAAAAACUAAAGGGAGAAAAUAUAUUUAAUGUUGUCCGAAUAUAGUGACAUGGAAAUUUGCUGGCAGUUGGCCCAGCUCACACUACAUCCAAAUUUAUUUUCUUUGGCUACUGACAUAUCAAGCAAUAACAUCAUGUCUUUUAUUCAGCAAUUUGCAUGACGUUUUUGAAUUUCUGAUCGAGCUUAUAUACUUUAAUUUUGAAACACUAAACUCUUAGGUAGCUGUCAGGUUUGAAUUUGUAUUAGCAUUGUAAAGCUAUCCAACAAAUGAUUUUCAGAAAAGCUGAUGAUAUAGUUCUGGUACUAAACCUACCAUUUUUCAUGAGUUUAUACUCAGUUGAAUCCAGCUACCAAACGGAUCUUUGGAAGAACAGUGCCAUCAUUUUCCAUUUUCUGUCGUCAUCACUCAUCACCUAUACAUUUGUGGUUAUCAAAUUUUAAAAGGGCUUUAUGUAAGAAAAACAAAACAAAGAAACAAAAAUAAAAACCCACAAAAACAACAAAAUUAAAAAAAAUAUAUAUGAUGGAAUUUUAAUUUUUCUAAGUAUUUUAAAAUAAAUAACACAAUCAUGUGAGUUUAUGUAUUAAUACAGCUAUAACAAAAAAUGCCAAAAAUGACAUUGGCAUUGUUUGGAUUUUAAUUACAGAAUGGAACAGUUCAUUGUAAUAACACUUGUAUAGUAAAGGAAUAAAACACUAACUUAAUGAACGUGUUCAUUGUAAAUGGUUGUGUAUUAUAAGACUUCUCCAAAAGAGUUUGUAUGUUUAUGAAAAUUUAUUUGUUUCACCUGAAGAUCUUGAUGAUGUGGUUCUUACCCUAAUGGAAUUUAAAAUUCACAUUCACACUUUUUAUAUAAAUAGUAAUAAGCUUAAUUAUGUAACUAAGUAUUUUUAUAAAGUAUGGCAUUGUUGAACUGUUUUGCAGAAUUGGUUCAAAAUAAAUUUCUCCUUGAUUGCA
Meleagris gallopavo (turkey) is the source of this 3368-nucleotide messenger RNA. The record is from RefSeq and is a predicted model, not a curated record. NCBI's taxonomy places the organism in Eukaryota, Metazoa, Chordata, Aves, Galliformes, Phasianidae.